GCCAACCUAAGGCUUUUUGCUAUUUAUUUUUUUGGUAAUAGUUUAUUUUCAUUCCAACAUUCAGGUACUUUCCCAGUAUGUUAUUGUUGUUGUUGUCUAUUUUGCUUUUGCUUUGUCACACACAUGUGCUUCACUUGCAGAUCAGACUUUGCUGCACGCUCAGGAGAUAGCCAUGCACCUGACAGACAGACAUUGACCAUUUACGAUUUGGGAAACAAGCUUAUUGCAUACAGCUGCACAUUGACUGAGGUGGUUGAUGUUUUGGCUGAAUGGGGCUCUCUUUAUGUCCUGACGCGUGAUGGCCUCCUGCAUGCUUUCCAUGAGAAGGACACACAGACUAAACUGGAGAUGCUGUUUAAGAAAAACCUGUAUGUAAUGGCCAUUUCUCUGGCAAAAAGUCAGCACCUGGAUAGUGAUGGAUUGUCUGAGAUCUUUCGCCAGUAUGGAGAUCAUCUAUAUAGUAAAGGAGAUCAUGAUGGGGCCAUCCAACAAUAUAUCCGCACAAUUGGAAAAUUAGAGCCUUCCUAUGUUAUCCGAAAAUUUCUAGAUGCCCAAAGGAUACAUAAUUUGACAGCGUACCUUCAGGCUUUGCAUUUACAAUCUCUAGCCAAUGCAGACCACACCACUCUCUUACUAAACUGCUACACAAAGCUAAAGGACAGCGCUCAUCUGGAGGAGUUCAUUAAAGCGAGCGUGGAUGAGGUACAUUUUGAUGUAGAAAUAGCUAUCAAGGUUCUUCGGCAAGCUGGUUACCAUUCACAUGCCCUGUACUUGGCAGAGAAGCAUGCCCAUCAUGAAUGGUACUUAAAAAUACAGCUCGAAGAUAUCAAGAAUUUUCAAGAAGCUUUGAGAUACAUUGGACGCCUUCCCUUCCCUCAAAUAGAAAGCAAUAUGAAGUGCUAUGGAAAAAUACUUAUGUAUCAUGUGCCCAAUGAGACAACACAGCUGUUGAAAGACUUGUGUACCAACUUUGCUCAGCAUGAGGGAGGAAAGAAGGCAAAUCCUGAAGAGUUCAUUCCAAUUUUUGCCAACAAUCCUUGUGAAUUAAAGAACUUUCUUGAACAUAUGAUACAAGUACAGAAUGAUUCACCUCAAGGAGUUUAUGAUACUUUGUUGGAAUUACGUCUGCAAAACUGGGCACAUGAGAGAGACCCACAAGCAAGGCAACAACUCCAAAAUGAUGUCAUGACUCUUCUGAAGAGUGGGCGCUUUAAGAAUGUGUUUGAUAAAGCUCUUGUCCUAUGCCAAAUGCACAAUUUUCAGAAAGGAGUGCUGUAUUUGUAUGAACAAGGCAAACUUUUUCAGCAGAUUAUGCAUUACCACAUGCAAAACAAUCAAUACCAAGAAGUAAUUGAGGCUUGCAAACAGUAUGGGGAGCAAGAGAGCUCUUUGUGGGAGCAAGCACUUGGCUACUUUGCCCGCAAAGAGGAAGAUUGUAAAGAACACAUUGCUACUGUGCUGAGACAUAUUGAAAGCAAAAAUCUCAUGCCUCCACUACUAGUGGUGCAGACCCUGGCUCAUAAUUCCACAGCCACUCUGUCUGUGAUCAGGGACUACCUAAUCAACAAAAUGCAGAAACUGAGCCAGCAGACAGAAGAAGAUGAAAGAACUGUUAAUAGGUACAGGGAGGAAACCGCUCGCCUUCGCCGAGACAUCCAUGAACUGCGUAACAGCCCCAAGAUUUUCCAGAAGACUAAAUGUAGUAUCUGCAGUAGUGCUCUAGAACUUCCAUCUGUGCACUUUUUGUGCGGCCAUUCCUUUCACCAACACUGCUUUGAGAGCUAUGCAGAGAGUGACUCCGACUGCCCAACCUGCCUGCCUGAGAACCGCCAAGUCCUUGACAUGAUCAGGGCCCAGGAGGAGAAGAAAGAUCUCUAUGACCACUUCCAGCACCAGCUGAAGUGCUCCAAUGAUGGAUUCAGUGUGGUUGCAGACUACUUUGGUCGUGGUGUGUUCAACAAACUUACACUAAUUACAGAUGCCCCUACAGAAAAAUCCAGAAUAACUAAGGAUGUGGGGUUACAACGGGAUUUGCUUAUGAACACCAGAAGAAAUGUGUAA
Molecule: messenger RNA, 2061 nt
Organism: Staurois parvus
Lineage: Eukaryota; Metazoa; Chordata; Amphibia; Anura; Ranidae
Source: the annotation of a GenBank genome assembly